Messenger RNA from Acanthosepion pharaonis, 1068 nucleotides. NCBI's taxonomy places the organism in Eukaryota, Metazoa, Mollusca, Cephalopoda, Sepiida, Sepiidae. The record is from the annotation of a GenBank genome assembly.
AUGCAUUUUAUUUUCAACAAUUUCCAAGAAAAAAAAUUGAUUGUUAUUCACUUCUCACUCUCUCCUUUGUUUCCCUCAUUGUCUCCUUCUUUCACUAUUUCUCUUUUUUCCAUUUCCUUCUGGGUUGUUUCUCUUUUUUCUUUCUUUCUCUCUCCUUUUUCUUUCUCUCUCCCCUUGUCUCUCCUUUCUCUCUCAUCCGCUUUGUCAUCUCUAUCUCUCUCCCCUCUACCUCUGUCUCCCCUCUCCCUUUGUCUCUCCCUCUCCCUCUGUCUUCUAAGUCUCUCUCCCCUCUGUCUCUCCUCUCCUUCGUCUCCUCUCUCACUCUAUCUUUCCUCACCCUCUCCCUCUUUCACUUACUCUGUAUUUCCUUCCCCUUUGUCUCCCCUCUCCCUCUGUCUCUCCUUCCCUCUCCAUUCUUUCUCUCCCAUCAGUCGCCUAUGCUUUUUUCCUUUCUCUGUCAACUCUCUUUUCUCUUUCAGGUUUUCUCCAUUUUUUCUCUUUUUAUCCUUUUAUUCUUUUAUUCAUUCAUUCUUUUAUUCUUUUUUCUUCUUCCUCUCUUUUAUUUGUUCAUUCUUAUAUUUUUUAUUUCAUUCUUUUCUUUUUCUUCUUUCAUUCUUUUAUUCUUUUGGUCUUUCAAAUUUUCAUUCUUUUUUUCUUUUUCUAUUCUUUUAUUCAUUCAUUCUUUUAUUCUUUUAUUUUAUUCAUUCUUUUAUUCUUUUAUUCAUUCAUUCUUUUAUUCUUUUAUUUCAUUCUUUUCUUUCUUUUAUUCUUUCAUUCUUUUCUUUCUUUUAUUCUUUCAUUCUUUUCUUAUUCUUUUAUUCUUUUAACCUUUACUUUUUCUUUUCAUUCUUUUAUUCUUUUAUCCUUUUCUUUUUUACUUUCAUUCUUUCAUUCUUUUUUCUUUUAACCUUUCUUUUUCUUCUUUCAUUCUUUUAUUCAUGCAUUUCUUUCAUUCUUUUAUUCCUCAUUCUUUUAUUUUAUUCAUUUCUUUUAUUCUUGUUCCAAAACAAUGUCUUUCCUUCAUGUUUUCUUAUCUUUUUCCUCUGUACUCAUUUGCCCAUCUCAUAA